Messenger RNA from Chilo suppressalis (striped riceborer), 2100 nucleotides. NCBI's taxonomy places the organism in Eukaryota, Metazoa, Arthropoda, Insecta, Lepidoptera, Crambidae. The record is from the annotation of a GenBank genome assembly.
AUGUUUUUUACGGUUAAAGAACACUACAAUAAGCAAAAUGAUAAAGUGUACGCUCACAUAUCUAAAGAAGCUGCUCAAGUGGUCGGAAAGGCACAGCGUGGUCAUCAUCCUGCGUCGGUGAUGAUAAGCCGUGACCCCCGUUCCCAGAGGGAAUUGUGCCAUUGUGAACAAGGCAUCGGUACCAACGCCAUGUUGCUCAAAAUCUUCUUUCUUACUGUUUGCGUCUGCAAAGGAUUAAGUCAAGAUAUCCCAGAAGAAUUAGAUACGAGCGACGAGAACCUCAUAAAUGGGGAAAAGAAACUCAGCAAUAACAUCCUCGAGAUCUUGGAGCACUUUAAGCAGCCGAACCCUAUCGGCAUGCCCGGGGCUUCCGUGCCGGAGCCCUACGCCGUGCCCGACAUGAAGCAGACCCUCACGUUCGGAACAACACUGUACUUCAAGAACACGGCUGUCUACGGCAUCAGCAAGUUCAGAAUUGUGUACAUCAAUGCAGAAAUUGGUGCAAUGGAGGUACAAGCUGUAAUGGCUAUUGACAAGCUACAAGCACGUGGUAAUUACACAAUGUCAACUUGGUUGAACAGAGCUCAAGGACCAUUCACGGUAGACGUUACAGGACUUCUAAUCAAAGCCCGAGCUAACUUAGGCGUCGAAAGAGACGGCAAACUCAGGGCACAGAACAUAAAUAUUGAUAUCUCAUUCAGCACCAUAGCAGUAAACUUCGAGAAUCUCGGUUUCUUCGGGAGCAUGUUCCAAGGUGUCAUCAACUCCGUCGGCACGUUCGUUUUCGACACGAUCAAGCCGUACAUUCUUAAAGAAGCCUAUGUUAAAGCUCGGACUGCCAUUAAUACCAAACUUGAUGAAGUCGCGGGUGAUAUGCAAUUUCCUAACUCUAUAUCACCACUAGACAUGGUCAUAGCGGAUACUAGAAAAAAAAUACGCGAAAUGAAUUUCGACCCGUACGAAAUAAAGGAUUCAAACAAUACAAUUAGCGUAUUUUCUGUGAAACUGACGCACACUUGGGUGACGGGAUUGUCGUCAUUCCAAAGAGUGGGGAAUAUAACUCUCAAGAUGGAAAACAAUACGUUGAUCGCUGACUUCAGCAUCGGCACGCAGAAACUUGAAGGGAUGACACAGUGGGAAAUCAUUGCUAUUAGUGGUCUGAUGUCAAGAGCGGGAACCGCUUCAUUCUCAGUUGAAUACGUGAGUGGAAGGCUGAUUCUCGCUCAACCCCUGGACACAAGAAAAAAACCUGAAUUUAGAGAUUUGGAUCUCGAAGUGGGUAACAUACAGGUGCGCUGCGACGGUGCUGGCACUUUGGAUUAUGUCAUCGAAUUAGUUGUUAAUAUCUUACCCAACUUAUUGAGGUAUCAGAUAAUGGACGCUUUGGAAAAUCCAAUUAAAGAAAAGAUGCAACAAGAACUAGAUAAAAUUAACGUAGAAGAAACGAUUAAACAGGAAUUGCCCAAGUUGGAUGAGAUGCAAGAACAAGGCUUAAAGCUGUCUAGUUUGAAAAGCCCAGAAACAAACGAGGGACCAUUUGACGAGGAUGAAUUCUUUAACUUUUGAUUACAUCAAACCAAUAGGUAUAAUAUUAAAAGUGUGUCUGAAGUUGUAGUAAAAAUAAACCAGUGUGUAAGCGAAGGUAAGGCGAACUUUUUCUCCGUGUCGAUAUAACGUAAUUUAUCCUACUAUAUUAUAAAUGUGAAAGUUCCUAUGUUUGUUACUUAAUUACGCAAAAACUACUGAACGGAUUUAGAUUAAAUUUGGUACGCAUAUAGUCUAGGACCUGGAUUAAGACAUAGAAUACUUUUUAUACCGAAAAAAAUAUGUUCCUGAGGGAUUCUCAAAAAUUAAAAUUAAAGCGGAUGAAGUCGCGGGUGGCCGCUAGUACAUAAUAUAAAUGGAAAUGUACGUUAACGAUGCAAGUUCCUCUAGGAUAGGUGGAGGCGAAUAGCAAAUAAACAAAACAACCAAAUAUUUAAUAUUGUAUUUAUUUCUUUUUUACUUAGUGAAUGAUUUCGAUUAUUUUGUAGCAGCUGUUUAUCGGUACGUAAUGAUAUAAGUACAUUUAAUGAAUGUUACUAAUUAUUCCACUCAGAG